Messenger RNA from Lactuca virosa, 1062 nucleotides. NCBI's taxonomy places the organism in Eukaryota, Viridiplantae, Streptophyta, Magnoliopsida, Asterales, Asteraceae. The record is from the annotation of a GenBank genome assembly.
AUGGCAGAAGAUGUAGAUACAAUCGUAGAUGUACACUAUAAUGGGGUGUUCACACCUACCAUAUUGAUGUAUUUUAAUGGAGUAAAAGCCUUUGUGCCAUACACGACUGUAAACAAGAUGAACUUCCCUGAUUUCAUCCCCUUUCUUGAAAAGCUUACUAACGAAAGAUGCAGAGAUGUGUAUUACUGUCCACAUGAAGUGAGGUUGUCGGAGGGAUUACAUGCUAUUCAGAAUGACCGCGAUUUUAACGAGUUUCUUGAAGAUAUGAAUGAAAAGAAGAGAUUGGAUGUGUAUGUGGAUCAUUAUCAUGAACCUUUGUUUGAUUGGAUUCAGGAGGAAGAAGCAGUCCUUGAAGAUGAAGAUUUGGUUUCUAUUGAUGAUGUUGACUCCAUUUUAGAAGAUGGUCUGAAAGCUGAACAUGUAGAGGACGAUGAAGUUAUAUCUCUCAAAAGAAACUUCAAUGAUCAUUUCCUCAACAAACUUUGUCCAAUACAGAAUGAUGACUUGGUUCAAGAAGAUCAUAAUGCAAUACGACCUAUCUACCCAAGACAUGAUCAUACUCAGGAAUGGAAUGAGAUGAAGCCUCGAUUAGAGGUUAUGGAUGCAGAAGCAAAAUGGUUUGAGUUGGGAUUUGGACAUAGGCCCAAGUACCAUAAUGGAGAUAGAGGAUUUGAAAGAAUUGCAAAGGUUAGUAACAAUUUCAUUAGUUAUACAUUGGUUUAUGAAGACAUUCCUCUAAGAUGUACCAUUUGCCACCAAACUGGCCACAACAAAGCCACAUGCCCAAGUAAGCCAACUCCAGCUCCAAGCACAAUAGGUCCAAGUCAAUCAACUCCAGCUUCAAGCACAGCAGGUCCAAGUCAAUCAACUCCAGCUCCUGUCAAGAGAACUCCUGUGAAGAAGGCUCCUGUGAAGAGAAGUCAUAUGAAGAAGGUUCCUUUGAAUGAUGCUGGUAGGGUGAGAAAGUUUUCAGAAAGAAUCACAGAAAUUGGUCUUCAGAAAAAUGUUAAACUCAAGGAUGGAACUGGAUGCAGCCAAGACAAACCUGUGACCUUAGAGUAA